AUGGGAGUGAUGGAAGUCGGUGGAGGUGGUGGUAAUGAUGGAAGUCAGUAUUGGUGGCGGUGGCUGUGGGGUGGUGGUGGAGGUGGAUGUGGAUGUGGCAGCAUCUAUGGUGGUAGUGGUGGAGGUGGCAGUAGAAGUAGUGGAUGCGGCGGCGUGAUGGUGGUGGAAGGCAGCUACGGUGGUGACGGUAGCAGUGAGGGUGGUGAAAGGCGACAAUGGUGGUGGAAGGUGGCAGUGAUGGUGAAGGCGACGGCAGUGGUGGUGGUAAUGGUGAUAGUGGUGGUGGCAUUGGUGGAAGUCGGUGGUGGCGAUGGGCGCGGUGGAGGUGGAGGUGGCAGUGGCGGUGGCUAA
This is a messenger RNA of Cornus florida, 351 nucleotides long. RefSeq names its product glycine-rich protein 2-like. The transcript has a single exon. NCBI's taxonomy places the organism in Eukaryota, Viridiplantae, Streptophyta, Magnoliopsida, Cornales, Cornaceae. The record is from RefSeq and is a predicted model, not a curated record. The coding region runs from base 1 to 351 and encodes 116 amino acids.